UUGUCUCCGGUAGUUGGAGCCGCUCUAGUACGACAACAGACAGUCAAUUGACAGAGAACACUUUUGAGACACAAAGACAUUGACAAAAACAGUCACGGAGCAAUAAAGGGUUGCUAGUUAUCUGGUAAUGCCAGUACAAAUUAUUAUAAUUUUUUUUUGACAGUUCGAAUGACUAAUAUUGCAAUAGUCCGGUGCAAUGACCAUUGUGCAAAGGGCGCCGAGACUUCAAGGAGUGUAUGCAGUUUAAAGUAAUGAGUAGUGCGAUAAUCUGGGACAAUGUUGAUUGUGCAAAUGUUGCAGAUACUCCUCAGGCAGUGUGCAAAUGGGGCAGAUGCUACCAUGGCAUGAGUGGCCAGUAUUGGUCAACAACAGAUAUGCAAAUAGUGCAGCGUGGCGAGACUACUACAGUGAGUACACGAGUAAUAUAUAAUUGGACCGACAGAAAUGUGACAACAAACCCGGACAAAAAAAUUGGCAGCAUGUUGCAAUGGAAUUGUAGGUUAGCUGUUUAAGAAGUUGAUUGCAAGAGGGAAGAAGCUGUUGGAAUGUCUGCUAGUUCUAGUUUGCAUUGAUCGGUAGCACCUAUGUCAUGUCUUAAACACAUUAAAGAUAGAUGUUUUUUUUUUUUUAUAAUAAUGUGAAUGUACAGUACACUGAAAUUGUAUGGCUAGCCUUUUUCAGUGUAAAAUAGUAUUUAGUACUCAACAUUAAGUAAUAGUUUUUGUAGCGUAGUUUCAGAAUCAAAGUUUUCUGUGGCACGCUGAAUGAGAAAACCCCCCCCACCACCUCCCAAAAAAUAUCUUAACAAAUCCAUUUAAAAAUGAGCAUGCGCCAGUGAAAGUCUAGCAAAGAUAAAUUUUAGGAGAUUCAACCGCAGGAGAGUGCAAUCAUCAAACUUCAUAAGAUUGUGCAUUUGUUUAUUGAGAUGUAUAAAUGCUUCCCUUUCAAAGUGAGCACUGUAUAAAUAGAAACAUUGUAAAAUCAACAACUCAGGGGGAGAGCAUUUGUCUGUUAUUUUGACUGAGAGCGUCCUAUAGAUAAUGAAAUCCAUAUUUUGUUAUCAGUUUUUUCGUAAUAUUUGCUCCAUAUUACCAGAAUAAAAGUGCUAUUCGUUUUUUUGUUAAAACUCGUGGUGACGCCACAUGUCGACAGGCAGAACUUUCCAUUCCACACUUGUGCAGAUGUCUCCUAUCCCAACGAGCCUUUGAUCUCAUACGGGGCAGGGAUUGGGCUCCCAGUCCCGGCAUCGCGUGUCCUGCAGCUUCACCUGGAUGCUGCUAGAACAUCCCUGUGUGGGUGAGAGGGGGAGGGGGGAGGGGAAGCCGCACGCCCCCUGCUGCUGCUGUUUUUGCCGAAUUCGGGUUGCGUCACAAUUAUAGAAGAGGCACCAUCGACACUUCUGUCCAAGUGGCGUGGAUCGACCUUGGCAAUCCGGGAAGAAUCAUGACGCAGGGCAAGCCUUCACUCGUUGACAAGAACCCUGGUGACUUAUCCAGUGGACAGUCCUCAGUGUCACCUGCUCCGCCCAGUUAUGAGGAAGCCACUGCGGGUGCACCGAAGAUGGUGGCCAGCACCAGUGAGUCUUGCUACAGUGAUGUUGAGAUGUUAACAGAGUUCACCUGGGAUGAUCGGAACAUCCGGAGGGUCUUCAUACGUAAGGUGUACGCCAUCCUGGCGAUCCAGCUCUUGGUAACGCUCUCUAUUGUCUCUCUUUUCACUUUCUGUGUUCCUGUGAAGGACUACAUUCAAACAAACCCGGGGUGGUACUGGGCCUCUUACGCAGUGUUCUUCGUUACAUAUUUGACUCUGUCUUGUUGCUCCGCACCAAGGAGAAAGUUUCCAUGGAAUCUGAUCCUGCUUGCCAUCUUUACCCUUUCACUCUCCUACAUGACAGGGAUGUUAUCCAGCUUCUAUGACACCAAAUCGGUGAUAAUGUGUCUGGGCAUCACCACUGCGGUCUGUCUCCUAGUUACAAUCCUCAGUUUCCAAACUAAGAUUGAUGUGACAUCAUACCAAGGUGUGCUCCUUAUCUUCUGUAUGGUCAUGUUCAUCUCUGGACUAGUGCUUGCUAUUGUCCUUCCCUUUCAAUAUGUACCCUGGUUGGAUACCACAUAUGCUGUUUUGGGAGCCAUAUUGUUCACCAUGUUUUUGGCAUUUGACACCCAGCUCCUCAUGGGCACCAAGCGGUACACCAUGAGCCCCGAAGAGUACAUCUUUGCCACUCUCAGCAUCUACCUGGACAUAGUCUACAUCUUCUCCUUCUUCCUCCAAAUAUUUGGAACAAGACAGGAGUAAAAUAACAACCUUAAGCGCGGCACAAUUAUUAAUAAUAGUAAAUAAUGGUCGUUGUGUAAUAAGUCAUUUUGGUAGAUGUAGUGACAAAUCCUUGAGUUGUAACACAAUAUUUUUUGCCGCAUAUUCCUAUUAUGGUGAAUCAUUUGUGAAUCUUGUGCAGUGAACUACUGUGAGGUAUUGUACGGACACAUCUGUCAUUAACUGCACCCAACAGGUUCUUACCAGCAUGCUGUUGGUAUGUUAUGGAGCUCUUAAAUCACAUGGCCAGAACAUGUUCAAACCCUCUGUAUGUAUGUCUCCAGACCCAAAUCUGCAUCCUGUGUUAUUACAUAAUAUACUGUAGAUGCUAAUUCAUGAUGUAAUAUAUAGAUGCAUAACUCUUAUUAAAAAAAAAUUGCCUCUGCCAAUGUAUAUUGUCAUUCUAUUAUCAAACUCAGAUUAUUUGUGAAGGUUUUAUAUUUUUUAUUUUGUUUUGAGUCAUACAGUAGAUGCUUUUUUUGUUCAUAAGAAACCUCUACACUGUUAAUGUGGAUCGAAGAGGUAGCUAAUUGCAGUGUUGAAUGUUAAAAUGUAAUUCUCUAAUAUUUGUACUGCGUUGUAAUUUGUUGUUUUGGCAGCACGGUGGUUGAGUGGUUAGCACUUUUGUGUCUCAGUUAUGAGGUUGGGGGUUUGAAUCCGAGCUCCUGCCUUUCUGUGUGAAUGUUGUCCUGGUACUGCGGCUUCCUCCCACAUUUCAAUACAUGCAUGUUAGAGUUUCACUUGAAGACUCUAAAUCAAGGAUGUCAAACUCAAAUUCACGGUGGGCCAAAAUAAAAAAUUGGGACAAUGUUGCGGGCCAAACUCAAUAUUUAAUGAAAAAUCACUGCGAUGUGCACGUUUCCUUUCUCUGCAGAAAUGUAGCGUGACAGUUUAUAACUUAACAACAAACUUCAAUUUUGCUUAAAGACUCAAUCUGGAACAAACAAACUAAUAUAAACACGAGAAAUGAAAUUUGCGAUAAAAGACAUCAGUGGUAUUCGUUUGUUGUUUUGUAUUUAAAUAGAUAACAUGAAUUCUUCCAUCUCUCCAUCUUCUAUCUCCAACUACCUUUCUAUUUGCCAGCUGUAAUACACAUUUGAUAUGGUCUUGUGGGCCAAAUAUAAUUUCACCGUGGGCCAAUUUUGGCCCCCGGGCCUGAGUUUGACAUGUAUGGUCUAAAUUGUCCUUAGGUGUGAAUGAGAGUGUGAAUGCUCAUUUGUCUAUAUGUUACUUUCGAUUGGCUGGCGACGAGUCCAUGUUGUACCCUGCCUGUCGCCUAACGUCAGCUGGAAUAGGCUCCAGCCCAUCUGUGAUCCAAAUAAGGAUAAGCACGAUUUUAAAAAUGGAUGGAUGGAUGGUUGGAUGUUAUAUUUUAAAUCUGAUCAUAUGGUUAUUAUGAUAGUGCCAUUGACUACGGUUAGGUUAGGGUUAGGGUCUGAGCUUGAGGAGGGCUAAUGAUAUAUAUUUUAACUUUAUUUUUCUAUGACAUGACAGAACUAUAUAUUUCAGGAAAUGAGAGUGAAAUGCAUGAAGUUUAUUUUUGAAAGUCGAAUGAAGUGGCCUUGAAAUGCAUUGACUAUGUUGAAUGCAGUAUAAAGUGUGAACACUGCAUUUCAUUGUAAUGUUACAGCCUACAUUAUUAAAGUGUUCCUGUGUA
Messenger RNA from Phyllopteryx taeniolatus (common seadragon), 3970 nucleotides. Its product is annotated as protein lifeguard 2-like. Gene Ontology annotation, biological process: negative regulation of apoptotic signaling pathway. Bases 1444 to 2295 code for a protein of 283 amino acids. The transcript has 13 exons. NCBI's taxonomy places the organism in Eukaryota, Metazoa, Chordata, Actinopteri, Syngnathiformes, Syngnathidae. Gene Ontology annotation, cellular component: endoplasmic reticulum; membrane; Golgi apparatus. The record is from RefSeq and is a predicted model, not a curated record.